Molecule: messenger RNA, 1143 nt
Organism: Quercus lobata
Lineage: Eukaryota; Viridiplantae; Streptophyta; Magnoliopsida; Fagales; Fagaceae
Exons: 1
Coding region: 1-1143 (380 amino acids)
Molecular function (GO): catalytic activity
Source: RefSeq, a predicted model, not a curated record
AUGAGACUGUUAAGCUGGAACUGCCAAGGGCUUGGGAACCCUUGGACAGGUCGAAGCCUUCGCAAAAUUGUGAGGGAGCAAGUUCCCACGGUAUGUUUUUUGAUGGAAACUAGACUUGAUAAGGAGGGUUUUGAAAAUUUGUAUGGAAACUUACCGUAUCAGAAUAAAAUUAUAGUUAAACAUCCGGAUUCUGGGGGAGGGUUGGCAUUCUUGUGGAAGAAUGAUGUGGGUUUGGAGGUUAUUAAUUUCAAAGUUAACCAUGUAUUAGCUAAAGUAACAGAAGAUGAUGGUUUUGUUUGGUAUUUGACAGGAUUUUAUGGGUGGCCAAAUGCACAGCAGAAGGAAAAUUCAUGGAGAUUGUUAAAAUAUUUACAAACAUUUGUUCUGGGUCCAUGGGUGGUGAUUGGAGAUUUUAAUGCGUAUUUACAUGUAUCUGAAAAGUUAAGUGCAAGACAGCCGCAGUAUUCUCAGAUUGAGGCAUUUAGAGAGGCAUUGAGCUCUUGUCAACUGCAUGACCUUGGUUUUAAGGGAUAUCCCUACACUUGGAGUAAUAAGAGGCCUGGGGAAGCUAAUACUAAGAUUCGGCUGGAUAGGGGGGUUGCCAAUAAAGAAUGGACUGACAGAUUUCAGAUGAGUAGAGUUGUGCACUUGUCAUCUCAUGCAUCGGAUCACCUUCCACUUUUAUUGCAUGUUCAAUCAUUUUCACAACCAAGGCAGAACCGUGGGAGAAGUUUCAGGUUUGAGGAGUCAUGGUUGCUUCGGGAUGAAUGUGCAGAUAUUAUUCGAGAGGCUUGGAGGAAUGGAGGUGUGAAUAGAGACGGGUUGGCUGCUGUACAAGAAAAAAUAAAGGCUUGUGGGGUGGACCUUAUGGCUUGGGGCUCAUCAAUGACUGACCCGGAUACGGUGGCUAUUAAGGAAACUCAGAAGCAACUGGACAGGUUGAAUGAGGUUGAACUUACUGAAGCUUCCAAAGCUGAAUUCUUGAGUUUGAGCAAAAAGAUGGAUGACCUUCUGCAAAAGCAAGAAAUUUACUGGGCUCAGCGGUCUAGAAUAAAUUGGCUGAAACAUGGGGAUCGAAAUACAAAAUUUUUUCAUGCCAAAGCUUCACAAAGAAGAAGGAAAAAUUUUAUUAGAGGCAUCUGA